ACUCCUUCUUAACACAACAUAGAAUUUUGGAAGUGAGUCUCAAGAAAGAUAUUAAACCAAACAAUAAACUCUCAAGUUUCUAAAACUAAUUUUGCAUUCAUCACCAUGAGCUCAUCUCUUCAAAGCACCUUCUUGAAUAAUAGAGCCGCCAUCACCAAUUCCACUGAUCGCUCUUCUUCACAAAAACCCAGAAACAUCUGCAACUGCCUUUUCAUCUUCAGAAACUGGUUGUUGUUUAGAAGACGAGAUAAGAACAUGGAACAUUCCUCUGCUAAGGAUACUGUUGAUGAAAAAUUUGCCGUUGGUGGCGGUGUCAGAGACGUGUACGGUGAAGAUUGUGCCACUGAGGAUCAGCUUGUUACUCCUUGGACUGUUUCUGUUGCAAGUGGAUAUUCAUUACUAAGGGAUCCACAUUUCAACAAAGGACUCGCCUUCUCCGAAAGAGAGAGAGAAGCUCACUAUUUACGCGGUCUUCUACCUCCUGCAGAAAUCUCUCAGCAGCUCCAGGAGAAAAAAACACUACAAAACAUUCGCCAAUAUCAGGUACCGUUGCAGAAGUACAUGGCCUUGAUGGACCUGCAGGAAAGAAACGAAAGACUGUUCUAUAAGCUCCUGAUCGAUAAUGUCGAGGAAUUACUCCCAAUUAUCUAUACACCCACUGUUGGGGAGGCUUGUCAGAAAUAUGGAAGCAUCUUCAGGCAUCCGCAGGGUCUAUACAUUAGUUUGAAAGAGAAGGGAAGGAUUCUCGAAGUACUGAGAAAUUGGCCUGAAAGAACCAUUCAAGUUAUAGUCGUGACUGAUGGUGAACGAAUUUUAGGACUCGGUGACCUUGGUUGUCAGGGAAUGGGAAUACCUGUGGGAAAGUUGGCUCUUUAUACAGCACUCGGAGGAGUUCGUCCUUCAGCUUGUUUGCCAAUAACCAUUGAUGUCGGGACUAACAACGAGCAAUUGCUGAAAGAUGAGUUCUACAUUGGUCUAAAACAAAAAAGAGCAACUGGACAGGAAUACGACGAGCUUCUUGAAGAGUUUAUGACUGCAGUGAAACAGAACUAUGGGGAAAAAGUUCUUAUACAGUUCGAAGACUUUGCAAACCAUAAUGCUUUCAACAUACUCUUCAAAUACUCAACAAGUCAUCUUCUAUUCAAUGAUGAUAUUCAGGGAACUGCAUCUGUUGUUCUGGCUGGUGUUGUUGCAGCACUGAAACUAGUUGGUGGAACCUUGGCUGAACACACAUUUUUGUUCCUUGGAGCAGGGGAAGCUGGAACUGGUAUAGCCGAACUUAUUGCUCUUGAGAUGUCAAAACAGACAAAAGCGCCAUUGGAAGAAACUCGUAAGAAGAUAUGGUUGGUUGACUCUAAGGGCUUAAUUGUUAGCUCAAGAAAGAAUUCACUUCAAGAAUUUAAGAAGCCUUGGGCGCAUGAACAUGAACCUCUUGCUGAUCUCAUAAGUGCGGUGAAGGCAAUCAAACCGACAGUAUUGGUUGGAUCAUCUGGAGUUGGGAAAACAUUUACAAAAGAGGUAGUCGAGGCUAUGGCCUCCUUUAAUGAGAAACCUCUGAUAAUGGCUCUGUCUAACCCAACAACACAAUCAGAAUGCACUGCAGAAGAGGCUUAUACUUGGAGUAAGGGUCGUGCAAUUUUCGCUAGUGGCAGUCCCUUUGACCCUGUUGAGUACGAGGGAAAGACAUUUGUUCCUGGACAGUCCAAUAAUGCCUACAUCUUUCCUGGAUUUGGCCUCGGUUUAGUCAUUUCUGGUGCAAUACGAGUUCACGAGGACUUGCUACUGGCAGCUUCUGAAGCUUUGGCAGGGCAAGUGACACAAGAGAACUAUGAUAAAGGAAUGAUAUAUCCACCAUUUUCCAAUAUUAGAAAGAUAUCAGCACAUAUUGCUGCUAAUGUUGCUGCUAAAGCUUAUGAUCUCGGCUUGGCUAGUCGUCUUCCUCGCCCUCAGAACCUUGUCAAGUAUGCUGAGAGUUGUAUGUACAGCCCUGUAUACCGCAGCUACCGAUAAAUGGAUACUCAAAAACGUGUUCUCUUGAAGUUGAUCAACUUUUGUUUCUCGGAUAUUAUUCAUUCUGCUGUAUAAGGUGUGCAAUUACAGAACACAUUAUAGUAGACAACUGUAUUGCUUGUAUGUGGUAAGGUGUGACUUGCUUGUAAGCCAUGGAAUGUUCUGUUAAAAAUGUAAAGUAAAUUUUCUAUUAAAACAAAUUUCUUUUGAAAAA
Messenger RNA from Amaranthus tricolor (Joseph's coat), 2224 nucleotides. Its product is annotated as NADP-dependent malic enzyme-like. The record is from RefSeq and is a predicted model, not a curated record. Gene Ontology annotation, biological process: pyruvate metabolic process; malate metabolic process. Gene Ontology annotation, molecular function: NAD binding; malate dehydrogenase (decarboxylating) (NADP+) activity; malate dehydrogenase (decarboxylating) (NAD+) activity. Gene Ontology annotation, cellular component: chloroplast. The transcript has 20 exons. Lineage: Eukaryota; Viridiplantae; Streptophyta; Magnoliopsida; Caryophyllales; Amaranthaceae. Bases 106 to 2010 code for a protein of 634 amino acids.